Molecule: messenger RNA, 729 nt
Organism: Histoplasma mississippiense
Lineage: Eukaryota; Fungi; Ascomycota; Eurotiomycetes; Onygenales; Ajellomycetaceae
Exons: 5
Coding region: 1-729 (242 amino acids)
Biological process (GO): protein refolding
Cellular component (GO): cytoplasm
Molecular function (GO): Hsp70 protein binding
Source: RefSeq, a predicted model, not a curated record
AUGUCUUAUGCACUCUCUGUAAAGGGAAGGUGCUCUACUUGCGGGGGUGCUGGGUACAAGGAAACCUUGGUACAAGUAGGGCCGGGCAUGGUCACCCAGGCUAUGGCGGAAUGGAAACAAGUCACGGAAGAGCGCAAGCUUCUCGAGGUCUAUAUUCCACGUGGCGCGAAACAAGGUGACAAGAUCAUAUUGGAGGGAGAGGGAGACCAGCUGCCAAACACAGAGCCAGGAGAUAUUAUAUUCCAUUUAGAGGAAAUAGAGCAUGAAACAUUCCGACGAGCCGGUGCGGAUCUGGUGGCCGAUAUCGAAGUCACGUUAGCUGAGGCGCUCUGCGGUUUCUCCCGUGUAGUGCUGAAACACCUCGACGGAAGAGGCAUCGAGAUCACACACCCUAAAACAGAAGGUUCUGUUCUGAGACCUAACCAAAUCCUCAAAGUUGCAGGAGAGGGCAUGCCUUUCAAGAAAAGUGAUGCGAGAGGCGAUCUGUACUUGGCUGUCCAAAUCAAGUUCCCGGAUGAUGGGUGGGCUUCAGAUCCCACUACUCUUACGAAGCUACGUGAGAUCCUUCCUAGACCGGGCCCUACCAUCAAGGCCGAAACGGUAGAUGAUGUCGAGUACGAUCCGAAGGCGAGCCUCGGGGAGUUCGGAUCCAAAGACACCCAAGGAAACUCAGCUUGGGAGGAUGAAGAUGAAGAGGAAGGUGGACAAACACAAUGUACGACACAGUAA